UAAGAAACCCCGAAGAUCAUAAAAAUCGAAAUCCCUAAUUCCCAAAUUAGCCAAAGAAGAAACCCCAGCGUAAGAGUAAACAAUGGUGUGCAUACGCAAGGCGACCAUGGACGACCUACUGGCGAUGCAGGCUUGCAACUUGCUUUGCCUUCCCGAGAAUUACCAGAUGAAGUACUAUUUCUACCACAUCCUCUCUUGGCCUCAGCUCCUUUACGUCGCCGAGGACUACAACGGCCGCAUCGUCGGUUACGUCCUCGCCAAGAUGGAGGAUGAAACCAACGAGUGCCACGGCCACAUCACCUCUCUCGCCGUCCUCCGCACCCACCGCAAGCUUGGCCUCGCCACUAAGCUCAUGACCGCUGCGCAAGCUGCUAUGGAACAGGUGUUUGGAGGAGAGUAUGUCUCGCUCCAUGUGAGAAAGAGUAACAGGGCAGCAUUUAAUCUGUAUACUCAGACGUUGGGUUAUAAGAUACAUGAUGUGGAGGCGAAAUAUUAUGCAGAUGGGGAGGAUGCAUAUGACAUGCGGAAGCAAUUGAAAGGUAAGAGUAGUCAUCAUCACGGCCAUCAUAAUCACCACCACCAACACCAUCAUGGUGGUGGAUGUUGUUCGGGUAAUGCGAGGAGCGUAGAAACAGUUCAUAUGAGAGGAGAUUCUAAAUCAGAAUCAAAAGCUAGCACAUAAUCUGAUUCAAAAGUUGGAUGAUUACCUGGAGGUAAAUUUAAGUAUCCGGAGAACUAUAACUGGCAUUGGCUUAUUUUCUCUAGGCUACCAUUUUUUGCUCAUCGUAUUUUCAGUUCAUUAAAAUAAUAAUCUGAUUGGAGAUUUCGAAACUAUGUUGGCUUCCUACAUGAGAUUUGGUAUAAUUCCAGCUAAACACAAUGUUUUCUUUA
Messenger RNA from Hibiscus syriacus, 891 nucleotides. Its product is annotated as N-terminal acetyltransferase A complex catalytic subunit NAA10-like. Gene Ontology annotation, biological process: N-terminal peptidyl-glutamic acid acetylation. Lineage: Eukaryota; Viridiplantae; Streptophyta; Magnoliopsida; Malvales; Malvaceae. Gene Ontology annotation, cellular component: NatA complex. The record is from RefSeq and is a predicted model, not a curated record. Gene Ontology annotation, molecular function: protein-N-terminal-glutamate acetyltransferase activity; protein N-terminal-serine acetyltransferase activity. The coding region runs from base 83 to 682 and encodes 199 amino acids. The transcript is spliced from 2 exons.